This is a messenger RNA of Cutaneotrichosporon oleaginosum, 1156 nucleotides long. RefSeq lists its product as uncharacterized. NCBI's taxonomy places the organism in Eukaryota, Fungi, Basidiomycota, Tremellomycetes, Trichosporonales, Trichosporonaceae. Gene Ontology annotation, biological process: proteolysis. The record is from RefSeq and is a predicted model, not a curated record. Gene Ontology annotation, molecular function: serine-type peptidase activity; lipase activity.
AUGCCGCUCCCACGGUGUCGACCAGGCUUCUCGGACCACAUCUUCAAGUCGGCCGCAGGUGUACAACUUCCCCUGCGCGUUUGGCCUCCAGCAAAGCUCAAAGGCGCCGCUGCCACCAACGGCGGCAGCCUUGAGGGCAAGGGAGCUCCGUGGCUGCUCUGGAUACACGGUGGCGGAUACACUUGCGGCAAAUGGACCGUACCAACGGGCUGGGUCUCGAGCGCCUUCGGGGACCGCGGGUACGGCGUCGUAUCUGUCGGGUAUCGUCUGCAGCCGCAGGCGUCGAUGCUCGAUAUGAUCCAGGACUGUGUUGACGCGGCGGCAUGGUGUCGCAAUCACGUUGCACCGCUGGGACUAGAUCCCGAGCGGUGGGCGGUGGGCGGCGCAAGCUCGGGCGCAACGCUUGCCGCCAUGGUUGCGCUGCACGCUGAGCACAAGCCCCGCGCCUUUGUCAACGUUUACGGGCUCACUGACACCGAACACUAUCUGGACGAUGAGGCGUCGCGGGCUCCACCUCCAGAUGACUACGUCGUGUCAAACGACGAGGAGCUCGCUGAUCUCGUACAGGACUGGGACGCGAGCAACGCAGUCGUGCAGAACCCGUGGGCCGGGGAGAUGCCACCAAACGUGCCGCUCGAGGAGGCACGCGCCGCCUUUGGGCUACCGGACUGGGAGCCGACGCGAGCCCAGUUCGUGCGCUCCGACCUUUACUCGUACGUGGCCAAGAAUCGCAACCUCAUGGAGAUCGUGUACCGCCGCAGCAAGUUUGGAGAAGACGCAGCGUUUCGCGAGCAUGUCCGAUCUCACUCGCCCUACCAGAUUCUGCAGAAGCGGAAGACGUUCCCACCCACAUUCUUCAUGCACGGCACCGGGGACGACAUCGUUCCCGUGGUACAGAGCUGGAAGUUUGCGGAGCGUCUCGUCGAGAUGGAUGUCGACAUCGCCGAGGUGUAUGACGAGGGCAAGGGACACGUCUACGACUUUGGGUUCGAGAACCCAGAAGAUGAAGGGUGGAAGAAGAACGUUGAGCCGUGCAUGGCGUUUGUCGAGCGUCACCUGAAGUAGUGCAUUUGAGAGACGAGAUCGUUCAGAAGUCCUUCGUAACCGGGGCCAGGGUCAAUCUUGGUCCUCACGCUGCAGCAAGUUUGAAACUGGU